AAGGCUCUUAGGCUGAAAAACGACAGUUACGUCGGCCAUCUUAUUUCGCUCUUCUCUCUUGAAACGGUUGUAACUUUAUUUUUAGUUUUAAUUGAGGUAGAAGUGAUUUCUAUUGAAAAUAUGUUUCGUCACGAAGGAGUAUCUUGCGAUCUUUGUUGCGCGUACAAUUUCAGAGGGAAACGGUUCAAGUGCUUGAAAUGUAAAGAUUACGACCUCUGUAUGAACUGCUUCGACUUGGGCUUAGGAACUCAUUCUAGGAAACACCCAUUUCAAUGCAUAUUGACCCAGUCGGAUUACGAGCUGUUUUACGGAGGUGAAUCUUCGCCGUGCCAACGUUCUUUCACUUGUUCCAUAUGUGGGCAGAUGGGUUUCGCAGAGAAAAGCCUUGUUAAGCACGCCCUGGAGUGUCACAGAGACGUUUCUACACCAGUUUUAUGCCCGGUCUGUAUCACUCUACCGCAGAACGAACCGAACGUAAUGAUUGUUAAUUUUUCGAACCACCUCGUCGAAAUGCACGGUAAAAUGGUCUACGACUUUAAUUUAAGUAGCACGUCGACCGAGACGAGAUCCACACCCGUUUCCCAAGGCAGUAUGGACACCUUGACUGAAAUAUUCUCUCAGUUAGUUCUCACCAAGAAGAAAAAGAGAUCGGCCCACAGGCAGAGCAUCUGGGGCCCGCUGGUUCCCAAAGGACUCCAUCACGCUACCCAGGCCGCAGAAACAUCCGCCGAGAAUACUGUCCAGAUCCCUCCAGCACAUUCUUCAAAAAUGUUAGUCGACGAAAUGGAAAUAGAGUCAGAGACUGAAGAGAAAAAUGAAGCUAGAGACGAAAGUUUAGCUGCCAGAAACUUAUUCGCGCGGCACGUCGUGACUUCGACCUUCAACGAUCCAAACUUGAGAUCCCUCAGGGGCGAUCUGGGCAGUUUUGUCAAGGAACAACGUACACUUGAGUUUGAAGACGUCUUCAGCGACAUUGAUAAGAAAUAGGAUAUGAAAAAAGCAAAGCAUAAUUAGAAAAAAAUGGUUAAUAUUUUCCUUUUUCUCAGUACUAUUACAAGAACAUUGUAGUUGAAUAGUUUGGAAAUUAUAAGUUUUUUUAUAUAUAUAAGUAGUGUUCACUUUAUAAUCUUGCUCAAAUUUUAUUGUAAUUUUUUUCAUUAAGAAAAUUUAGAGUACAAAAGCUUAAAUAAUUUUUAAGUUUAAGUGUUAUAAUAAUUCUGACUAUACAUGUCACAUUUUUUAAAUAUUUUUUAUAAACAGCAAUGCUUCCUAUUUAUACGUUUGUAUAUCUCAAGAAAAGAAGUAAUUUGAAUGAAUACUUUUGUCAAUUUAAAAGUUCUGACUAGUUUUAAUUCUGGUUUUUAAUUAACAUUUAAAAAAAAUCAUCUUUAAAAGUCAUCAGUGUAUUGUAUAAGUUUUUUUCUAACUAAAAACAUGAGGAAUAAAAUUUGUUGAAAAAUCUAAAAUUCGACUAAAUCUGUUCACCUCUAAACCCACCUUCCUUGUUGUGUACAAUCCAGGCAAAUAAAAUUAGAAAAAGUCUAAUCUAAUAACAAUAUUUCAUAAUUAACGUAAAUAAUUUAUGUAAUUAACUGUUGCUGAGGAUUUGUGUAUUGGUCGCACGUUUCUAGUUAAGAUAGGUAGGCUAAGUUGUGGAACGGAUUUACAAUGAUGAUAAAUGUGAUCUUUUUUAGGUAUAUUUUAUUAAACAUUCUUUUAAGCU
Molecule: messenger RNA, 1723 nt
Organism: Cimex lectularius (bed bug)
Lineage: Eukaryota; Metazoa; Arthropoda; Insecta; Hemiptera; Cimicidae
Product: E3 ubiquitin-protein ligase KCMF1-like
Exons: 1
Coding region: 121-987 (288 amino acids)
Biological process (GO): synaptic signaling
Cellular component (GO): plasma membrane
Molecular function (GO): zinc ion binding
Source: RefSeq, a predicted model, not a curated record